Microthlaspi erraticum is the source of this 324-nucleotide messenger RNA. Lineage: Eukaryota; Viridiplantae; Streptophyta; Magnoliopsida; Brassicales; Brassicaceae. The record is from the annotation of a GenBank genome assembly.
AUGUCUCACAGUCACGGGAACGCUUCGUCGGCGAACGAUCCACGGCAGCCUUCGACGGCGAAACCUUACACUCCCCGGCCUGUUGCGCCGGAGGAUCUUCCCGUUGACUACUCUGGAUUCAUCGCUGUUAUCCUCGGCGUCACCGGCGUUAUGUUCAAGUACAAGAUUUGCUCGUGGCUUGCAAUUAUAUUCUGUGCACAAUCACUGGCCAACAUGAGGAACUUGGAGAAUGAUUUGAAGCAGAUCUCCAUGGCUAUGAUGUUUGCUGUAAUGGGAUUGGUCACAAACUACUUAGGGCCUAACAGACCCGCGACGAAGAAAUAG